Molecule: messenger RNA, 921 nt
Organism: Cyprinus carpio (common carp)
Lineage: Eukaryota; Metazoa; Chordata; Actinopteri; Cypriniformes; Cyprinidae
Product: myosin regulatory light chain 2, smooth muscle minor isoform-like
Cellular component (GO): cytoplasm
Molecular function (GO): calcium ion binding
Source: RefSeq, a predicted model, not a curated record
UAAUGACCUGUCGACGGGACUUUCCCAUUACACUAAUUUACAGGGGGGUCCUGUGGGGCUUUAAUAACAAGCGUGGCAGCCGUUGUUAGGUGUCCUGUCUUUUUUUUCUUUCUUUUUUUUUUUUUUUUUUUACUGGAAAAGUUUCAAUAGGACAGAAUUGUCAAAAUGUCUAGCAAAAGGGCUAAGGGGAAAACCACCAAAAAGCGCCCCCAGCGGGCCACGUCCAACGUGUUUGCCAUGUUCGACCAGUCCCAGAUCCAGGAAUUCAAGGAAGCCUUCAACAUGAUCGAUCAGAACCGGGAUGGCUUCAUUGAUAAGGAAGAUCUGCAUGAUAUGUUGGCCUCAUUAGGUAAGAACCCCACAGAAGAAUACCUCGAGGCAAUGAUGAAUGAAGCCCCUGGUCCCAUUAACUUCACCAUGUUCCUCACAAUGUUUGGAGAGAAACUUAAUGGCACAGAUCCUGAGGAUGUUAUCAAAAAUGCAUUUGCUUGUUUUGAUGAGGAGGGGACGGGUUUUAUUCAGGAGGACUACCUGAGGGAGCUCUUGACCACUAUGGGAGACAGGUUCACAGAUGAAGAAGUAGAUGAGUUGUUUAGAGAGGCCCCUAUUGACAAGAAAGGGAACUUCAACUACGUAGAAUUCACUCGCAUCCUGAAACAUGGUGCUAAAGAUAAGGAUGAUUAGGACAAGACCGAGCACUACUGAAACUAAUGAAAACUACACUGGAACACUACAACAUGUUUAACUGUCUUCUUUUCCCCCAUUCUUGGGAUCGUUCAAAGGGAUACAUUAAUCAGCAAGGCAAAAUCAUUUGACUGUACUCUUAAACAGUCUACGUAGGUUUGUACAUAACCUCAAAGUGAAUGAAUGCUGGUCUGGUAUGUAAAUGUUGAGAAAUAAAUUCUGGAAUUAUUCAUUGUA